AUGAUUUUGUAUCAUCCUAUCAAGGGUAGAGUUAUGUUGCAAUUUAUACUUUAUUCAUUGCCUUACUUUAGUACUUUACUUGAAAUUACCUCUAUAAUUGUUAAUUUCAAGAACAUUCUUAUUAUUCUUGCAGGUGGUGUUUUUAUUCAAAUUAUUGAUUUAAUUGAAAUUAAUAUGAAAUCAAGGUUGAAGUAUUUAAUUGCUAUAUUUACUUAUGUUGUCUACUCUUUAUAUUCUUAUAAUAUUUAUUUAAAUGGUGAUUAUAGUGAUUAUGAAUAUUUAGAUUAUUUAUACUAUUUUAUGAUUGGUGUUUCUUAUAUGCAAAUUUAUACUACAAGGUUUUUAAAUACUAGAAAGUUUGAUUUGUUUAUUCAUUACAUUGAGUUAGUGGGAUUCUUUUUAAACGAAUGCUUUAAAAAUACUAAUUUUAUGUAUAUUAGGUGUUUAUUAUCAUUUAUAAUGAUUUUAAGUUUCUUUCCUGCUGAAAUACCUUAUAUGGAAAGUAAAAAUAGUUAUGAAUUACUAAAAUUUUAUGUUAAAGAUGAUGUAAUUAGGGCUAAAGAAAUUAAAGUGGUUGAUACUGAAUAUCAAUUUGAUAUUGAGAAUUUAAAAAAGAUUGAUUUUUACGAUUUUAACAUUUGGCUGUUUUUAAUCUUAAUUACUGAAAAUAGACUUUAUUACUUACUUUUUAGUGUAUUUAGUAUGUUUUAUGAUUUUGAAAUUGAUUUAAUAGGAUUUGUUAUUCUUUACCUAAAAUCAAUUGAUUAUAAUUGGGAAUAUUUAAUCAUACUCUAUCCUUCUUAUGUUAAUAACAAUCCUUUAUCUAGAUUAUUAAUUAACUUUAUACUACUUUGGAUUUAUAAAUAUUUGAAAUUCUAA
Hepatospora eriocheir is the source of this 879-nucleotide messenger RNA. NCBI's taxonomy places the organism in Eukaryota, Fungi, Microsporidia, Hepatosporidae. The record is from the annotation of a GenBank genome assembly.